This is a messenger RNA of Rhizophagus irregularis DAOM 181602=DAOM 197198, 1671 nucleotides long. RefSeq lists its product as uncharacterized. Gene Ontology annotation, cellular component: nucleus. Gene Ontology annotation, molecular function: dGTPase activity. The record is from RefSeq and is a predicted model, not a curated record. NCBI's taxonomy places the organism in Eukaryota, Fungi, Glomeromycota, Glomeromycetes, Glomerales, Glomeraceae. Gene Ontology annotation, biological process: dGTP catabolic process.
GUUUUUCUUCAUCCUUUUUUCUUUUUUUUGUCUUUGGAAUUUGGUAUCAUGACUAAAAGAAUACAAGACCCUAUUCAUGGGUUAAUGGAAUUCGAUGACUGGGUAGUUAAAUUUAUCGAUACUGAACAUUUUCAAAGAUUACGUAGUAUCAAACAACUAGGAACUUCUUAUUAUGUGUAUCCUGGUGCCAGCCACAAUAGAUUUGAACAUUCUUUAGGUGUUGCUCAUCUCGCCCAUUCGUUGGUGAAAAGAAUCCGUGAGUCACAACCUAAUUUAGGAUGUAGCGAGAAAGAUUUAAAAUGUGUGACAUUGGCUGCAUUAUGUCAUGAUCUGGGACAUGGUCCAUUUAGUCAUCUCUUUGAAGAAUUUAUUAGAAAAACAAGGACCGAUCGUAUUAAGUGGAAACAUGAAGAGGCUUCUAUAAUGAUGUUUAAUGAUAUUUUAAAAAAAUAUAAAGGAAUAGCUGGUGAUUUGAGUGAAGAUGAUAAACAGUUAAUUAGAGACUUAAUCACUGGGAAUAACACUGGGGAUAGACCUCCAUAUCUAUUCGACAUAGUAUCUAAUCAACGUAAUUCAAUCGAUGUCGACAAAUUUGAUUAUUUGGCACGUGAUUGUUACUAUCUUGGGAUGAAAUCAGAAUUUGAUUUUUCAAGACUUAUGAAUUACUCUCGUGUUUCUAAUAAUCAAAUCGUAUAUGAUUUUAAGGAAAGCUAUAAUAUUUACGAACUCUUUCACACACGGUAUUCUUUACACAAAAAAGCUUAUAAACACUUUGUUGGCAAAGCAAUAGAUUAUAUGAUAAUUGAUGCUUUAGAAGCGGCGGAUGAAGUUCUUAAAAUAUCUCAUAGUAUUAAUAAUGCAAAAGAUUAUUUAAAAAUGGAUGAUACAAUCUUAAAUAGAAUUGUAUGUGAUAAUAAUCCGAAUUUGAAAAAGUCAAAAAAGAUCAUCAAACGUAUUCGAAAAAGAAAACUCUAUAAAUUCGUUGAUGGGUACUUAGUUCCUAAAGAAUUGAAAGAACAAUUCAAGAGGAAUAAAGUAACCGAAAAAAAAAUCGUAAAGCAUCGGUCAAACGGAGCUGAACUAGAAAAAGAUGACGUAAUUGUAGAUAUAUUUAAUUUGAAUUAUGGAAAUAAGGAUGAGAAUCCGAUCGAUAAUGUUGAAUUUUAUGAUAAAAAUCAACCGAAUGAUGUUUUUAAAUUGGAAGAAUCGCAAGUGAGCUAUCUUACUCCAAAACAAUAUGAAGAACUUUAUAUUCGAAUUUUUACUAGGAAUCGUAGAAAAAUCAAACAAAUUAGGAAAUGUUUUAAAAAAUUAUUAAAAAAAGAUUACAAAAUUCCAAAUCCGAUGACUUAUUAUUCGAGGUAAAGGUCAAAUGAUUAAUAAUCUGUUAGGGUACCUAUUGUGAGAUUUUCUAAAAAAAAAAAAAAAAAAAAUGAUUCAUAGCAUAGGAAUCAUAAUAAUAAUUAUUACUAAAUAUUAGUAAUUGAAUUACUGUAUAUUAAGAAGUGCGUUUUCUUUACUUUCAUCAAGAUACGAUAUAAAUUUUACCUGAAAAUUAGCUAAUUGAUUGUGUUUUUAAAAGUAAUUCAUGAUUUAUUUAGUGAUAUUUGAUAUCAUGUACUCAACAGAAAUUGUUAUUUAUUUUAUUCUUUUUAGAUUUAUUUAAACACU